GGGCAACAGGGAACAUAUGUAAUUGCAUAGGCAGAGCAGGUUGUCCUCUUGGUGAGCUAGUCAUCAGCUAUCCAGCAUCGCUUCCGUCUGCCGUAGCCGGUCACUACAUUGCGUGCAAGCUGUCGUCUUCGGCGCGACACUCUGUAGCUUUAGGUUUGCGUUUGGGCAUCGGGAUAUUCCUGCGCGCCAGAACCGGGGACAAGGCUCGUAUUUUUGCCGGUCUCUACGCAGGAUUAGCUCUGUGGAUCGUGUGGGCGUUUUAACGGGCAACCAACUAGCGGUGUCCGUCGUUCCUUCGCUGCAUCGAUGCUACCCCUCCAUCAUAGACAUGUUCACUCUCUCGUGAAUAUCGUCAAACAACCCCAAUCCUAUACCCCUCGACUCCUCAUUCCUUAUCGAGCUACAUCCGCCGCUACUCGAUCCGCCAGAGCCAGUCUCAGAUACCUUUCCACCUCCGUGGGCGCCAGAUCUACUUCCCUCCAGAUUAGCUCACCCCACCUCAGAGCUACCCCGCGUGUUCCCCUCUUUGGAUCUCGCCGGUUCAAGAGAUACUGCUCCUAUCGAAAAAUGUGUCGUGCAAUGGGAGACGAUGCCGCAGGAGGCGCCGCCUCCAUCGCCGCCAACCGCGAGGUUCUCCCUACUAACGUGAAGCCCCGCCAUUACGACCUGACUCUGGAGCCCAACUUCGAGACCUUCACCUUUGACGGGACAGUGGUCAUCGAUCUUGAUGUCGUCGAGGACAGCACCUCUGUUACCCUUAACUCCGUGGACAUUGACAUCCAUUCGUCAACCAUCAUCUUGGACGAUGGAAGCGAAGUGUCUGCCUCUUCGCUUUCGCUGGACCAGGAUAAACAGAGAGCGACCGUGAAGUUCAACCAGACCUUCGCCGCAGGCUCUAAAGCCAAGUUGAAGCAGACUUUCACCGGGAAAUUGACUGACAACAUGGCUGGUUUCUACCGAUGUGCCUAUAAGGACGCCAGUGGAAAUAAAAAGUAUAUGGCUUCUACUCAGAUGGAAGCGACCGACGCCCGACGAGCGUUCCCCUGCUUUGACGAGCCGGCAUUGAAGGCUGAAUUCACCAUCACUCUCAUCGCGGACAAGAACUUAACUUGCAUCAGCAACAUGAACGUGGCUCAUGAAGAGGAAGUUCAUUCCAAGAUGAGUGGCGGUCCAAAAAAGGCCGUGAAAUUCAACAAGUCACCGAUCAUGUCGACAUACCUUGUUGCAUUCAUAGUGGGUGAGCUCAACUAUAUCGAAACCAACGCCUUCAGAGUCCCCAUUCGCGUGUAUGCGACUCCCGAUCAAGACAUCGAGCAUGGUCGAUUCUCCCUAGAUCUCGCCGCCACAACGCUGAAUUUCUAUGAGAAAGCGUUUGACAGCGAGUUUCCUCUUCCAAAAAUGGACAUGGUCGCCGUCCCUGAUUUUGCUGCUGGUGCCAUGGAGAACUGGGGCUUGAUCACCUAUCGUAUCGUGGAUUUACUCUACGAUGAAAAGACCACCGGCGCAGCAACAAAGGAGAGAAUUGCUGAGACUGUCCAGCACGAGCUUGCUCAUCAAUGGUUCGGUAACUUGGUGACUAUGGACUUCUGGGACGGCCUAUGGCUCAACGAGGGAUUCGCUACCUGGAUGUCGUGGUACUCCUGCAACAAGUUCUUCCCUGAGUGGAAGGUUUGGCAGAGCUAUGUUGUGAACGAUCUUCAACAGGCGCUUGCACUUGACUCUUUGAGAAGCAGUCAUCCCAUCGAAGUUCCUGUCAAGCGUGCGGAUGAGAUCAAUCAAAUCUUUGACGCGAUCUCUUACUCUAAGGGCUCUGCCGUUCUGCGCAUGAUUUCCAUGUACAUGGGCGAAGAGAAGUUCCUGGAAGGCAUCCGGUUGUACCUCAAGAAGCAUGCCUAUGGCAACACAACAACGACGGACUUGUGGGCAGCCCUGAGUAAAGUGAGUGGCAAACCGAUCGAGGCGGUUAUGGAGGUUUGGACAAAGCAGGUCGGAUAUCCCGUCGUUACUGUGCAGGAAAAGCCUGACCAGAAGGCUAUUUCCAUUAAGCAAAACCGAUUCCUUCGAACUGGAGACGUCAGGCCGGAAGAAGAUGCAACAGUGUACCCGGUUGUUCUGCGACUUAAAGGCAAGGAAGGUGUUGACGAAAGCGUUAUGUUGGCAGAACGGGAACGGGAAAUCAAGCUUCCGGAGCUGGAUUUCUUCAAACUCAAUGCUGACCACUCAAGUAUCUUCAGAACCCGUUAUACCCCGGAAAGACUCGAAAAGUUGGGCGAGGCUGCCAAGGCGGGGCUUCUCAGCGUUGAGGAUAGGGCUGGGAUGAUUGCUGAUGCCGGGGUGCUUGCAUCAUCUGGAUACCAGAAGACUUCAGGCAGCCUUUCCCUACUCAAAGGAUUUGAUAGCGAAUCGGAAUUCGUGGUGUGGAACGAGAUCCUCACUCGACUGGGCUCCGUUCGCAGUGCAUGGAUUUUCGAGGAUGCUCAGGUUAAGGACGCACUGAAGACCUUCCAGCGCAACCUUGUCAGCGCUAAGGCACAUCAGCUCGGCUGGGAGUUCUCUGAGGAGGAUGGCCACGUUUUGCAGCAAUUCAAGGCUUUGAUGUUCGGCGCUGCUGGAGCUGCCGGUGACCAAAAGGUCCUUGACGCUGCCAAGGAUAUGUUCAGUCGGUUCUCUGCUGGGGACUAUUCGGCUAUUCACCCUAAUCUUCGCGGAAGCGUCUUUGACCUUGUUCUCCGCAAUGGUGGAGAGGAAGAAUACAAUGUCAUCCUUGAUCGAUACAGAAAUGCCCCUACGUCCACCGAGAAGAAUACAGCGCUUCGUUCCUUGGGAAGUGCUCAACAACCAGAACUGGUGCAGCGAACCCUUGCGCUGGCUCUUUCGGAUGAAGUUAGGGUGCAGGAUAUCUAUAUGCCACUUUCUGGCGUUCGAAUUCAUGCCCCCAGCAUCGUUGCGCGAUGGGAAUGGUUGAAGGCCAACUGGGAGACCGUGGUUAAGAGGCUGCCACCUACGUUCACCAUGCUUAGCACCGUCGUACAGCUCUGCACUGCUAGCUUGUGCACCGAGGAGCAAUUAAAUGAUGUGCAAGAGUUCUUCAAGGAUAAGGACCAGAAGGGUUUCGACCGAUCUCUGGAGCAAAGCUUGGAUUCCGUCCGUGCGAAGACUGGUUGGCUGCAACGCGAUAGGGAGGACGUCGAAUCAUGGCUCAAAGCGAAUGGGUACCUUGGAGAUUCGAAGCUGUAGGCGACUAGAUUUU
Messenger RNA from Coccidioides immitis RS, 3250 nucleotides. RefSeq names its product aminopeptidase. The transcript is spliced from 3 exons. The record is from RefSeq and is a predicted model, not a curated record. Bases 307 to 3237 code for a protein of 976 amino acids. Gene Ontology annotation, molecular function: zinc ion binding; peptide binding; metalloaminopeptidase activity. NCBI's taxonomy places the organism in Eukaryota, Fungi, Ascomycota, Eurotiomycetes, Onygenales, Onygenaceae. Gene Ontology annotation, biological process: proteolysis; peptide catabolic process. Gene Ontology annotation, cellular component: cytoplasm.